This is a messenger RNA of Cephus cinctus (wheat stem sawfly), 6756 nucleotides long. RefSeq lists its product as uncharacterized. The transcript has 15 exons. The record is from RefSeq and is a predicted model, not a curated record. The coding region runs from base 452 to 3718 and encodes 1088 amino acids. NCBI's taxonomy places the organism in Eukaryota, Metazoa, Arthropoda, Insecta, Hymenoptera, Cephidae.
UGUGCGAUGUCCGUGAAGUUAGUAACAGUAAGAACGAAGCGAAGUGAAGUAAAUUCCAAUUGAAGUGGUAGGUGGUUGCUGCUGGUGGGCUGACGUCACGACGCAUGUUCCGUACUAUCGAAUAUAUUCGAAUGACAGGUUGUGCGGUACACUGUCUUGUUGUAUGAACGCUCGCGAAGGCAGGUGUCUUGUGCCUCGAAGACAUAUAAUUCCAGCGUAAAAACGGGAAACGUAAAACAUUAAAUAACACGAGUGACAUGUUCGCGCGUUCUGUGCGCGGUUGUUUCUAACUGUCUGUGCCAAAUUUUAUGAUGUAUACCGCGAUUUCAUACGAAUUUCCUGAGAAUCUUAGCUGCUUAAGGAAAGUGUGUUUGAGAGAACGAGUCAAUAAACCCGGAAUACCAGGGGGAUUGUUAUUUUUGUUACGCUCGGGUGAAAUUGGCAGAUCUAUAUGGGGCAAUGCGUAUCUCGUAAGGCGAGCGCCGUCAUCGCAGCCUCCGGCCAUCAUAGCUCGCCCUCGUAUCGUAUCAUGGACAAGCCCACCAAGAAUCAGAAUGACAACAAUGGUGCGACGAAGCGGGGCACGCCAUACACACGGGGCACCGCCAUGUCCUUUGGCUUCCGUCGCAGACCCACUUCCGGUAUACCAAUGCCCGUAACCUCAUAUCCCGACGAAGUGAAUCCGGUGCAUCAGCGCUCGAAAUCAGCUGGUCCUGAGCAUGAUCGUAGACGCGACGACGAGAAUCAGAGGGUACUACAAAAUGCCUCCUCGGGACGCUCGACGCCACGUUUGGCGCCGCCUAAGAAAGAAGCCAGUGGCAUCGCCUUCAGGACGAAUCGUUUUGGAUUUCGACAGCCACAACCUAGGUACACGAACAAGGUCGGGGAUAUAUGCAGCAGCCACAGCGUCAGUCAUUACAAUCAGGAGAAAUUACAGCAGGAGACUUAUCAGCAUAAUAAACAAAACAACAGAGCACCGAUAUACGGUAACAGUCCACCGAGCUCCAAGUUGCGACCAUCACCUGUCAAUUCACCGUACAACAAUAACAACCCUUUGAACCCUGAUACUAAUAGGAGGGUUUCUGGGAUUCCAGAAACUAUAGGGAAGUAUACAUUGCAUACAAGUCACUUGCCAUUGCCGCAGUAUGCAGUGAGGAUAAACGAUUCGAAUUCGAAAAUCGCUAAGACGGCUGUCAAUCAGAGUAGAAAGGUGUCCACGGCUUCGAAGGGUUCCACUAGCUCCAAGGAAGGUUCAGGUACCGAGGAUUCAGGCGUAGGAAGUCAGCCGGGAUGUCUGGGAGAACAUGAGAAUGUGAGAGAAGGUAUUGAUUAUUUGGACGGUGGUAGUCCGGCUAGCGGAAGACGUGGACAUGGUAGGCCCAGGAAUCUGCGGAUGGUUGUCAACGGGAAGAGCUUUGAUGUCAGGGAUGUGGAUGAUGAGAGUACUGUCACUGAGAUAUCAGUGAUACCUCUGCCAAAGUCAUUCGCUAGUCCCAAUGUGAGCACUGGACUGGUACGCGAGAGAGCUACUCAAUAUCAAAGGGUCCUGAAUAAAGACAAUAGGUAUAACGACUCGACGACUUCCAUGUCGACGACCUCCUCAGAGGGUUACGACGAAGGCCUCGGCGAGGAGAAAGUGUACAAAGACAGAUCACAUUCCGAAAAGAUUCCUUCCAUUAAGUCAGACUUCAGUCCACCUAGUUCGGACGAUCCUGAGUAUGGCCAUGGAGAAGCUAUGGCUGAUGAAUAUUCAUUGAGCUCUAGCGAUGAAUGCAGGGCCAAUUCGAAUCAGCACCUCAAGACUAUUUCUACUGCAGCGAAGAAUGGGACACUACCUAAAACUACACUGCGCUCUGUUCUACUCACCAUUGAGGAUCCAGCUUUUGCUGCAGCUGCUGCUACAUCUACUAUUCUUAUAGAUGAUGAAACAUCACCAGUGGAUAGUCUCUUCGAUAGUCCUACUGCUAGUAUAACUCAGUCUGAUGGGAAAGCAUCGAAGAAGGAAUGUGUGAUGGAGCAGUCUGGCAAUACCAUUGAUGAUGACAGUCCUGGAACACCUACAAAUGCUUCAAAUUCACUGAGCCUCUCCGAAGGCAGAGAGUUCUUCGAUGAUGAGAUUGCUGAUCAACCUGGUCUUGUCUUCGAUGAUACUUUGAGAGCUGGUAUCGAAGGACAAGGAGUCUCUAGUCAAGUCAUCACUGAGAACAGUCAUACUUUGGUCGAAUCUAAUCCUAAAAUAAAUACAAGACACAUAAAGAGUAUAGAAAAUAGUCCUAUUCACGGCAGAAGAUUGAGCCGUGCUGAGAGUGUGGAUACCUUGUCACCAUGUGAAUCCAUUGCUUCAGAUGAUUUAAUGUUGGAUUACGAACGCAGUGAUGCAAGCUCAUACGAGGAAACCAAUCAUCGACUGGAUUCCAAUCCUGCCCUGCACGAGAUGGACGACGCAACGAUUUUUUCGGAAUUGGAAGCCCAAGGAGAGGAAGUCAUGAGAGAAUGGAGCUCACUUUUGGGUGCUCAUCCGACACAGCAACAACAACCAAAUACCAAUUCGAACAACAAUAAUCUCAACGCUAGUAUCAACAACAAUAAUCAUACAACCACCGAGUCUGGAAUUGGCAGUGGCAGAACGUCAAGAUUAUUGCGCAGCAGAUCUGGCACCGAAUCCCCACGUUCCCUGGACAGUGUGCGUACUCGUCAAAUCUCCAGUCCGCUCAGGCCACCGAGAAAUGUACAAUCUCCCAGUCUUGAUUCUGGUGACGAGGGGAGCCUAAGGCUGGAACGUGCCACGUACCAGUACAUGUCCCAGGACAUAGUCUCUAUGAAGACUAUGCUACUGAAACUAAAGCGUGUCAUUCAGGAGUCAGAAGAGAAUGGUAUGACGAGGGCAGAAACUCUCAACCCAUUCGACAGCUCUAUGAAGAAUGGUCUCUUCUAUAACCUGAAUGAAGGGGGAACGACAGACGCGAGCACAUCUCCUGGAAGUUGUGAAAAUGGUGUCACUAAUGAGAUGGCAGACUUGCGCAGGCAGGUAAUCUUUCUGCAAGGACAGCUUGAGGAUCGUGAUCGGACAAUACAAUUAUUGCAGGUUCAGAUGACAAAGUAUCAAGGGCUCAACAGCGUAGACUCUCAGAGCUGUGCUUCCUCGAUGCAUAGUAGUAGUACAGGAUUCAAAGAAACGUGCAAUGCAGCAACACAAACCGAGAAGGUGCGACCAGUGUCAGCAGGUCCUUCGCUUCUGCAGUCACUUCCACAAGACAGUGGCAUGGGGCCUCUCGUUAGCCCUGUGGGUUGGAGUGACUCGCGGUAUCGUCGUCGACCUCCGUCGCUCGCAGAGCUGAAUUCGCAGUCAUCAAGAAAUCGUCAUCCACAUAAUCUUCAUCGCAAAUCAAGCGACUAUUCUCCACGCCUAACAAGAUCUCGUCAAGAAGAAACAUCGCCCAUCCGUCUGAACGGACACGCGGAAAAAAUGCCAAUCGAUAGCAACACAUCCGUAAAAAAGAAUCUGAAACCGAAAUCAGAAUCGACGCCAGGAAUUGUUGGCAGGAAUAAUGUCGAAGCAAACGACAUCACGAGCGAUAUUAAUCCGGCGAAACCGGAUAUCGCGUCAACUAGUAACAAAUCAUCGAUUCCAACCUCUAGAAGACUUGCGGCAACAGCAACGCUUAUUCCGCGAGCGGCGAGAGCCGUUUCCGCUACAGGCCGACCGCACAACCCGUAACCAUAAUGUUCCAUAGGAUGAUUCUUUUUUUUAUUGCAUACAUUACCUGAUCAAUUUGUAGAUAUUUUGAAUCCCUCCUGGGCUGACCUGCGAAAUGCACUGUCCUGUCUUUUUUUGUAUAUAAAUAAAUUUGGAAAAACCAGUGUACAUUUUACCUGAACAGUAGAAAAGAUCAUUCGUCGUUGUCGUGAGCUAUUUGAGAAUUUUGACAUUCAGAAUCCGUCUGCUUACAGAAUUCUCUAAUAGUUUUUAUCCAGGUCAGCUCAACUUGUCCAGGGUCACCCAAGAACAAAUUAAUCGUAAAACUCAGAUUGAAUUGUACAUAUCUAAUUGGUGUAGAAUAUUAAAUUGUUCAUAUUUUUGUUCUCUUCUUUUCAUUCUUACAGAGCGAAAAGUCCAUGCUUGACUCUUGGGUGAUCCUCUACGCUUAUUCUACUUCGUUAAGUAUUCCUUCGUGAUUUGAUUUAGUUUAUUAUGAUCUCAAAUCUUAAGCGUUAAAUCUCAUCUGAACGUGGCUAUACUUCAAUUGGUCAAAUAAUUUUUUUUGUACGAACGAAAGAGGUCUGAUUGAUGUUGAAUUUUUGUUUGUUUAAUAAGCCUUCUACGGGGGCCACGAAGUAUUAGUCAAGGAUGGUCUCUGUCUUUGUUCAAUUUGAGUCUAGCCUGUUCAGUUAUGUAAACUGAGAAUGUGUAUCACGCGGCAAGAAUUUUAAUCGAUGUAUAAUUUUUCUUCUGGCUUGGUCGCCAUUGAGAUUGCACCACGUUGCAGUCUUCGUCAGGGUACUACGUAUUAGAAUAUUCCAGUUAAUGUCUCUAAUUUAUUUUUCUUUCUCGUGCUCAGAUUGCAUUGUCCCUGGUGCUAUUUGUGUUCUUUCUUUUCGUUUCCCCUGGUCGAAGUAAUAUUUAGAUUUUCCUGAAUUUUAAGAUCUAAAAUACUUUCCCAUCGCUUUUGCUACUAAAUUGAAUCUUUCAGUAAUUGAAUUUAUCUUGAAAUAUUAUUUCCCAUUGUCGAAAUGGAAGUCUGCGUUAAUUGAUCAAUAUGAGAUAUAUCAUUCUCAUAAAUAAUUGAAGGUACCGUUUUCUUAUUCUUGUGGAGAAGAAUAAAGUAGCGAAUCAGUCCAUGAUAUUCAGGGGAAACUAAGUAUGUAAUGUGAUGCGUGUUAAUGAAUCCCUUUUUUUUAACUCUGUGAAGGAGAAAGAAAUUUGAAUAAUAAGGAUUGGGAAGAUUGAUAAAGCAAGUUUUGUACGACGAUUAAAGGACAAAUAGGAAUAGUGGCGGCUCUAGCUUUAGUGCGGCUAGCUAUGUGCGACAUGGCAUAAAAGGCUUUUUACAGAAAAUAGGAUGGUUCAAAAUUCUUGUGCUACGAGUGACCAAUAACUACUAAACAAUUCUUUUACCUAUUAUACUGGACUGCAUUUAUAUACAUUGAAAUCAAAUAAUUUCACAAUAACUCUAGCAGUCUUUAACUAAGUAGAUGAUUGAACGAUUCGUAAAUGUUUGCGAUAUCAGUCUAGUUCCUUGGCACAAAUUUCUUCGAUAUUAACCAGCUGAUGGUAUAUUUAUUAUUAGAGUAUAAUCAUACGUUUAUUACAUCAAUUGUUACUCGUCUCCCUGUUUAUCUGGCAUAAGAAUUUUGAGACACUGCUAAGUAAAGCAGAUAGAGUCCUUCUGUUGUGGGAGGACUGAAGAGAGGAACAAGUGAAUGAAAUAGCAAUGAAAAAAGUAAAAAAAAAUUAAAGAUCUUUGUAAACGUUCUAUAGAAUCAGUUUAUAAUAAUGAUAAUAUACCACAAGGCUUGGAUAGACAGCCUUUUUGUCUCUUAUGAUCCAGAUGGGAUAACGUGUCAAGGAGAGAUAAUAAUGCACAUUUAUUGAGGAGCCUAACUGGAGUUGAACCAUCUUAUAGGUUUGUUAGAAAUUUCGCUGAUUCCCAAAAUGGCGAUAGGAAAAAACAAACAGAAAGGUUAUUUCUGCCAAAUUUAUACGAAUUUCUAUGUGUUUCUCGUUAAAAUGUUAAAUGCGUGACUGAUUGUAUAUUUGGAUUGUUCGUAGGCCGCGUGGCUGAUAUUUAUUUGUACAAAAUUUUUCUAUUGUUUUUAUCCGCUUGAUAUUAAAUAUUAAUAACAAUGAUUGUCCGACGAGCAUUGUUAUUCACGUUUAAUCAGUUAUUUUUCUUCAUUACUGUGUAGUUGCGAAAAAUAAUGAUUAUACGUGUUUUUAAUUUUUCUUCGUAUAAAUUUGGACGUUGGUUCGUCAAGAAAUUUGUGAUUGAUUUAAUGUUUAUAAUAACGCGGGUUAAGAACACUUUUUAGAAUUAUUUGUAACAGUCGGUUGUACACCCGGCUCAAACGAUUCUGACGCAUAAAAAACGUGGCUUGAGGAGAAGGUAUCCCCUACUCAGCAUGCUCUUCAGUCCUACGUUAUACAUAUACUGUGCGUCGUAGAUGCGCAUAGAAUCAGCUUAGAAUAACUUAGGACUGAAGAGUGUGCUGAGUAGGGGAAGCCUUCUCCUCAAGCCACGUUUUUUAUGCGUCAGAAUCGUUUGAGCCGGGUGUACUGUAUGACAAACACAGUGAAAUGUAUAUUUAUAAUUUUUAUGUUCGUGGAAAUGAAUUUGGAUAGAAAUAACUACGAGGAUGAAAUGAUACAUAUUUGUGAACUACGAGCAUCUAAUGGCGUUCCCUCGAUUACUUGGAACAGGGAUUGCACCUUGAUACUGUACUUUGGGCAUCGCGUUUUUGAGAAUAACAAAUCAAAAAUAUUCCAUCUUUAAAUGUUCAAUAUUAUAACUAAAAUACAAGUAAACUGUCCUAUUUAACCCCAUUGCAAGUUGUAGCACUAAUAGAGGUGCCGAUAGGCAUCGUCUAGUGACUAAAUUGAAAAACUGAAUAAAGUGUAUUUACGCAUAACUGGAAAAUAGGAGUUCAUGUUUCGUCACGAUGGGCCGUUUUACUUUAAUUUGUACAUUUUGUAAAUAUGUUCGUUACGUUCAUAAUUCUUGGAAAGGUAUUAUCAGAAUAAAAUCAAUUUUGUUUAAU